Molecule: messenger RNA, 1950 nt
Organism: Sorex araneus (European shrew)
Lineage: Eukaryota; Metazoa; Chordata; Mammalia; Eulipotyphla; Soricidae
Gene: GPN3
Product: GPN-loop GTPase 3
Exons: 8
Coding region: 65-919 (284 amino acids)
Molecular function (GO): GTPase activity
Source: RefSeq, a predicted model, not a curated record
CUUCGGUUCAAAGGGCAUCUGGCCUGGGCCUCACGGCGGCAUUCCGGGGCGCCCGGGAGUCGGGAUGCCUCGCUACGCGCAGCUGGUUAUGGGCCCCGCCGGCAGCGGGAAGAGCACCUACUGUGCCACCAUGGUCCAGCACUGUGAAGCCCUCGGCCGAUCUGUCCAGGUGGUGAACUUAGAUCCUGCCGCGGAGCAUUUCAACUACGCCGUGAUGGCCGACAUCCGGGAGCUGAUCGAGGUGGACGAUGUGAUGGAGGACGGCUCCCUGCGCUUUGGUCCCAAUGGAGGACUGGUGUUUUGCAUGGAGUACUUCGCCAAUAACUUUGACUGGCUGGAGAGCUGCCUUGGCCACGUCGAGGAUGACUACAUCCUUUUUGACUGUCCAGGUCAGAUUGAGUUGUACACACACCUGCCCGUGAUGAAACAGCUGGUUCAGCAGCUGGAACAGUGGGAGUUCCGAGUCUGUGGAGUGUUUCUUGUUGAUUCUCAGUUCAUGGUGGAGUCGUUCAAGUUUAUUUCUGGCAUCUUGGCGGCCUUGAGUGCUAUGGUAUCUCUAGAAAUUCCGCAAAUUAACAUCAUGACGAAAAUGGACCUGCUGAGUAAAAGAGCUAAAAAGGAAAUUGAGAAGUUUCUAGAUCCAGACAUGUAUUCUUUAUUAGAUGAUUCUACAAGUAACUUCAGAAGCAAAAAAUUCAAAAAAUUGACUAACGCCAUAUGUGGCCUGAUUGAUGACUACAGCAUGGUUCGAUUUUUGCCUUACGAUCAGUCAGAUGAAGAAAGCAUGAACAUUGUAUUACAGCAUAUUGAUUUUGCCAUUCAGUACGGAGAAGACUUGGAAUUCAAAGAACCCAAGGAGCAUGAAGAAGAAUCGUCUUCUAUGUUUGAUGAAUAUUUUCAAGAAUGCCAGAACAAAUGAAGAGUAUGUUAACAUGGAAUUAGAUGCUUGCGAAGAGCUGUUGAAUCAAGUUUUUCUUCACUUGAAAGAAUGUGCUGCUAAAAAGUUAUUUAUUUUCCUUUUUUUUUUUUAUUUAAGUGCAACAAAAUAGUUGAUUGAAAGGAAUUUGGAGAUGGAUGUGAAGGGAGAGAAGGCGAAGAAUAUGGCUUCAUGAGCAAACGUGCUUCUCCACAGGAGACAAAAGCUGAGGGGAGAAAGAGAAAUCCAUGUUCAAGUGAGAACAUGGGCUUCUCCGGAGUGAAAAAAUCUGAAAGCUGUUUGUUUUCAUGGAAAAAAAAAAAAAUCCCAAGCAAUAAUGUGUCUAUUAUCAGCAGCGUGCCUGAAUCUAAUGUUGAGUUAGUUUGGAAUUGCUGCUGCUUAAAGCAAUCUUUUAAUAGCAUCAGGGCUGCAGACUUAAUAUAAGGGAUGGUUCGUCCUUCAAGUGCAAGAUACCCAGGUUCCAUCCCUGGCACCAUAUGUCCCUCAUAUAUCAUCAGGAGUGACCUCCAAGACUAGAGAUUGAAGUAACCUUGUACACCCAGGUACCACCCUGUGUGACCCAAAAUCUUUCCUCUCCCUCAAAGUAAAAAAAUAUUCAUAGCACCAAUUUAGAUUUCGAGAGUUUGAGGAGGCAUAGAACUAGUACUGGAGGUCGGGUGCUUGCCUUGCACGCAGCCAGCCUGGGUUCGGUCCCCAGGGCCCCUGAGAGUUAUGGAGCGUGAGCAGUCGCUAAGCUCUAAGCACAGCUAGGUGUGCCCCCCUCCCCAAAAAAGAUUUUGAAAUUGAAAUUGUAAUGAAUGUAAAUGAUUUUGUAUAUAACAAAGUAGCAAUGAUGGUCACAGCUGCUGUAGGGUAAUUUUUAUUGAUGGGGGGGCAACAGUUAUUGUAACAUACAAUUUUUUUUCCAAAGGAAAAAUACCUCGAAAAAUUAAGAUCAUUAUCUUACCUUUAUCUUUUAGUUUUCCUACACUGAAGAUUAUUUGUACAAUUAAAAGAUUUAAAAGUAACUGGUU